AUGCGCCGUGCUUUUAGGCGUCGAGCGCCAGAAAACCUGGGGAUCGGGAACGUCGUUGCCACGACGCACCACCUGAAGGAUAGCUCCCACCAAGCAGGUAUUCGGAGCAGACAGCGGUGUGCUCGCUUGCUACUGAUUGCGAUGCUACUGGUUGUGAGGAUCGGAGCCGCAGAGCUUGCCGUCAUCACGGACUGCGACGAAGUCUUCAACUACUGGGAACCCUUACACUUUCUCCUAUACGGAAGCGGAUUGCAAACCUGGGAGUACUCGCCAGAGUAUGCACUUCGCAGCUAUCUAUAUUUGUUGCUCUUCAAGAUUCCAGUUCUUUGGUGGCGUUGGAUCGGCCGUGGCCUAGGCUCCGAAAAAACAGCUGCUUUCCAGAUAAUCCGCAUCGUGAACGCCGGUUCCUGCUUCGUUGCUGAGGUCUCGCUUGCUUUCAGUAUGGACCAGCUGUACCAGGCAUCGAACACGGGGAAUUGGUAUCUUUUGCUGUCUGCGAUGUCAGCUGGCAUGUUCUAUGCAAGUCCAUCGGUCCUGCCCUCCAGCUUCACGAUGAUUCAGUUCAUGUUUGCGUACGCAUCGUGGCUUAGCGGCAAGCAACUUGUUUCCAUGAUGCUCGUGGCCAACGCGGUGCUCGUCGGCUGGCCGUUCGUCGGACUCCUGGGGAUUCCGCUUCUGCUACCAGUGGAAAGGCGGCUGCCACCGGGUCGAUUCGUUGUGUUAGCAGGAGUCUAUGCUGCUAGCACUCUGGCUGUCAUGACGCUCGUAGACAGCGCGUACUAUGGCCGCAUCGUCGUCGCACCUAUGCGUCUCGUGUUGUACAAUGUGUUCCCGAACAAGGACAGAGGACCUGAGGUUUUCGGCACAGAGCCCUGGUCGUACUAUAUCAAAAACAGUAACUUGAAUUUCCCUCUGCUUUUCGCCUUCGCAGUUUGGUACGCCGCAGUGCAGUUGCUCCACGUAUUGCGGCUCCUCGGAAAGCGUACUGGUUUCGCUUCCUCAGCAGACUGGCGUCUCUGCAAGGUAGAGGCCCUGGUGUUUGGCGCUUUUCUUUCCUGGUUAGCUGUUUUCUCGGCACAAGCGCACAAGGAGGAGCGAUUUCUCUAUCCGAUCUAUCCACUUGUGUGCUGGGGCGCCGCUCGAUGCACAGUCGUUUGGCGCAGCUUUGAGCGUGGAACGAGACGCAUCGGCAGGUUUCUGAUGAGGGCUUUGCUGGUCUUGGGUGUCGUUGCCAGCUGGUCUCGAAUUAUAGGUCAGCAGCGUUUCUACGCAGCACCGUUUAAGGUGUUCAGGCACCUUGCGAAAAUGCACUGUGCACAAUCUGCAUGCACGUUGUGUAUGGGCGAUGAGUGGCACCACUUUCCUUCAUCGUUUUUUCUUCCAGGAAAUACAACCUUGCGUUUUGUACGAAUGAAUGCUUCAAGUCUUCUUCCGAAGCCGUUCGUAUCCACGAAUAUCGUACCAGAAGGCAUGAACGAUAGGAAUGCGCCUGUCUACGAUGAUCGUUUCGUUGCAAGCAUUGCGGAGGAGUGUGAUUUUUUCGCGGGUUUGGUGAACGACGUCAAGGCGCCACCCGCAAUGUUCAGAAACUGGACGCUGCUGGCGACUGCAACUUUUCUCGACAGGAAUCAGGCGAGAGGCCUCUGCAGAGCCUUUUAUAUUCCAGGCUGUUCGAUGCGCUUGCCGACGAGAUCUUUCGUAGUGCUAACGAAGGCUCCUCGGGAAACGAGCUAG
Molecule: messenger RNA, 1734 nt
Organism: Cyanidioschyzon merolae strain 10D
Lineage: Eukaryota; Rhodophyta; Bangiophyceae; Cyanidiales; Cyanidiaceae
Exons: 1
Coding region: 1-1734 (577 amino acids)
Biological process (GO): protein N-linked glycosylation
Cellular component (GO): endoplasmic reticulum membrane
Molecular function (GO): alpha-1,2-mannosyltransferase activity
Source: RefSeq, a predicted model, not a curated record